CUGAGAUGAGGUCACAAUAGCGUCGCGGCAGUACGCAGGCUCGCCAUUUUCGUAGCUCUUUGUGCGACACCGCGUACUAAGAGUUUGCCUGUUUUGAUCGUUUCCUCGUCGUUUCGCGUUAACAUUUGUGUUGCAAAAAUGCAAGGAAACAAAGGCCCCCAGCAUAACCACGGCCCCAACCGCCCGGGCGAGCAGAAAAAACCGGGAGGAACAAACACGAACGGCCAGCAGCCCGAUCCCAACGAGCAGACGAGCCCCAAUGAGGCCCUAACCCUGGACAUGCAGAGCUUCAGGAAGCCGGGGGAGAAGACCUUCACCCAGCGCAGCAGGCUGUUUGUGGGCAACCUGCCCACGGGUGUCACCGAGGAGGACAUCGAGAAGCUCUUCGGCAAGUACGGGAAGGCAAGUGAGAUCUUUGUCAACAAGGAUAGAGGCUUCGGCUUCAUCCGGCUGGAGACCAGGAUCAUAGCAGAGAUCGCCAGAGCCGAGCUGGAUGAUACUCUGUUCAGAGGCAGGCCCAUACGGGUGAAGUUUGCAACACACGGUGCUGCCUUAUCUCUAAAGAAUCUGCCAGAGUUCGUGUCAAACGAGCUGCUGGAGGAGGCCUUCGCCGUGUUUGGGCCGAUAGAAAGAGCAGUGGUCAUAGUGGAUGAUCGGGGGAGGCCCACGGGGAAGGGGAUAGUGGAGUUCACCUCAAAGCCAACUGCUAGAAAAGCUCUGGAUAAGUGCAGUGAUAGUGCCUAUCUUCUCACUGCUUUCCCCCGGCCCAUUAUAGUGGAACCUAUGGAACAGUUUGACGAAGACGAGGGACUGUCAGAAAAGCUGAUCAACAAAAACCAGCAGUAUCACAAGGAGCGCGAGCAACCGCCUCGAUUUGCUCAGCCGGGCUCCUUCGAGUACGAGUACGCCAUGCGCUGGAAGGCUCUCAUGGAGAUGGAGAAGCAGCAGUAUGAAAUGGUGGACCGCAACAUGAAAGAGGCCCAGGAGAAGCUGGAGGCUGAGAUGGAGGCGGCCCGACACGAGCACCAGGUAAUGCUGAUGAGGCAGGACCUGCUGAGGCGCCAGGAGGAGCUACGGAGGAUGGAGGAGCUCCACAACCAGGAGGUGCAGAAGAGGAAGCAGGCUGAGCUCCGGCAGGAGGAGGAACGUCUGAGGAGAGAGGAGGAGAUAAGGAUGCGCAACGAGGCAAUGAUGAAGAGGCAGCAGGAGGGCGGCUUCAGAGGAAACUUCCCUGAAAAUAGGGAGCAAGAAAUGAGGAUGCACAUGGGCGGCCACGGGAUGUCCAUGAACAGAAACUCUCUGGGUGGCAACUCUGGUCCGGCUGGUACUCCCGGCAUGGCUGCUGAGAAUACUCCAUUGAUGCCGGGGCAAGGAAACAACAACAACAUGCCUGGAGGAGGUCAGGGUGGCUUCCCCAGAGGCCUCCCCGGGCCCGGAGAAUUUGGACCUAAUAAGCAACGCAGAUUUUGAAUCACAUUUAUUUUCCGCCCCCAAAUUUUCAUACUCAAUGUAUUUUAAAGUUCAGGCAGUAAGCAUUACUUUUUGAACUUUGAAAAUGGUUGCAUGUAUUUUUUUUUCUUCGUUUUUUAUGUUGAAUGUGUACUUUUGAAUUAUUUUUUUAGUACUAUAAUAUCAAAACUUUCCAAAUGAGCCAUGUGUUUUACUUAAUUUCCCAAGUUUCAUAGGGAUAGAAAAUGUUUUUGUCCUGGAUAUGUUGACCUUUCUGGAAUAAAUUCAUGAUUCCCUAA
Molecule: messenger RNA, 1748 nt
Organism: Scophthalmus maximus (turbot)
Lineage: Eukaryota; Metazoa; Chordata; Actinopteri; Pleuronectiformes; Scophthalmidae
Gene: nono
Product: non-POU domain containing, octamer-binding
Exons: 1
Coding region: 139-1470 (443 amino acids)
Biological process (GO): regulation of DNA-templated transcription
Cellular component (GO): nucleus
Molecular function (GO): RNA binding
Source: RefSeq, a predicted model, not a curated record